Messenger RNA from Lathyrus sativus (Indian pea), 549 nucleotides. The record is from the annotation of a GenBank genome assembly. NCBI's taxonomy places the organism in Eukaryota, Viridiplantae, Streptophyta, Magnoliopsida, Fabales, Fabaceae.
AUGAACUUGAACACGAGCAGUGAGGUGGAAACUCGCGCUAUGCUUGAUGACCUUUGCAACUUCGACAGAAAAGGACUAUUUGAUCUCGGCCAUCCUCUGGUUAACCGCAUCGCUGAAAGCUUCGUCAAAGCCGCCGGAAUCGGAGCCGUUCAAGCCGUUUCUCGUGAUGCUUAUUUCUCAGCCAUCGAUGGUACCAGGACCGAUAACAAUGGCGUUAAAGCUUCUUCAGAUGGUUCAGCCACCGGAAGACGCCGUUUGCCGGGACUUAGAGGAGAGACCAGUAGCAAAUCUCUUGAGGAUAUGGUGAUUAGCGCUGGGAAAGAGUCCUUACAAUGGGGAGUGGCUGCAGGAUUGUACUCAGGUCUAACAUAUGGGCUGAAGGAAGCUCGUGGAGCUCAUGACUGGAAAAACAGUGCAGUUGCUGGAGCAAUCACUGGGGCCACCCUUGCACUUACCACGGAAGACUCCACUCAUGAACAUGUUGUUCAAUGUGCUAUCACAGGAGCUGCAAUCUCCACUGCUGCAAAUCUUCUCACUGGGAUUUUCUAA